This is a messenger RNA of Aspergillus pseudonomiae, 1036 nucleotides long. RefSeq names its product DsbA family oxidoreductase. The record is from RefSeq and is a predicted model, not a curated record. Gene Ontology annotation, molecular function: oxidoreductase activity. Lineage: Eukaryota; Fungi; Ascomycota; Eurotiomycetes; Eurotiales; Aspergillaceae. The transcript has 3 exons. The coding region runs from base 265 to 942 and encodes 225 amino acids.
UCUUGAUCAAGCGAGCCCUCCCUCCUCAUCCAUUAACCCAUCCCUGGCGGAACUAGUUAAGCACUUGAUCCCGGCCUGCCGCUGCCCAAGCGGUGUUGCCAGACGCCAAUAUUCCAUGCAUCUCCUAACUCCCCUUUGGGAAUCUCAGGUACCCGGCUAGAAGUCAGCUUAAUACACAGGCAUAUUGAGCACUCUAUUAUCGAUCGAAUUCCCCCAGUUGUCCACUUUCUGUAACCAAGCAUCUCAUUUCAUCCGAAGCACAACAUGACGGUCAUUGAAAUUGAAGUAGUCUUCGACUUCGUUUGCGCAUGGUGUUACAUCGGCAAGCGGAAGCUAGACAGAGCCAUCGCUCUAUACCAGAAAGUCUAUCCAGGUGGAAAAAAAGACGUCUUCUCUAUCAAGUGGCGUCCCUACUACCUCAACUAUAAUCCACACGCACACAGCGUACCCAAGAGCGAAUUAAUCGAUGGCCGGUUGAGCAACAUGACUCUGGAACAGCGAACGUCCCUAUUCAGCCGCAUGGAUCAGAUUGGGCGGUCCGUCGGUAUUCAUUUCAAAGCCGGAGGUAUGAUUGGGAAUACUCGCGAUGCGCAUCGCCUUGUCCAUCUCUGUGGAACUCAGUCUCCUGAAGCUCAGAGUGCGCUGGUGGAGAAGAUCCUUGAGGCCUAUCAUGAGCUGGAGAAGGAUAUCUCAUCUAAGGAGGUGUUGACUGAACUAGCCGUGGAUACUGAGCUCGAUGCGAAGCAGGUGCGUGAGUGGCUGCAUUCUGAACUGGUGGCAGAUGUUGUGGAUAACGAAGCCUGCAAAAAUAAAGAGGAAGAGGGCAAUACGGGUGUCCCUCGCUACAUAAUUCAGAGUGUGUAUCGGUUGGCUGGUGCUGCAGAUCCCUCUGAGUUUAUCGAGAUCUUUUCGAAGGUUAAGGAAGGCGAAUCACAACGUUGAAGAAGGAUCUAGUCGCGGAAUUCGCUGCGCUGACAUUAAUAAGCUUCCCCACACUGAGCUUCAACGCCCCCCACACUCCAUUAAUAAUCCAGCC